Molecule: messenger RNA, 1140 nt
Organism: Armigeres subalbatus
Lineage: Eukaryota; Metazoa; Arthropoda; Insecta; Diptera; Culicidae
Product: hatching enzyme 1.2-like
Exons: 3
Coding region: 75-1103 (342 amino acids)
Biological process (GO): proteolysis
Molecular function (GO): zinc ion binding; metalloendopeptidase activity
Source: RefSeq, a predicted model, not a curated record
GAAAAACAGACUCUAAUUUCAAUCAUCUCGUAUUAGUGCGAUAACAUUAGGUCGGUUUGGAAGCUAUCUUAAAGAUGUACGUACUUGCCCUGGUUGUCGGUUUGGUCUACCACGUCACAGCAAAGUUUACCGUAAGGGAUUUGUCUAGUUAUGGAACUGCGCUGUAUCGAACAAUUGAUCCGAGAGUUGAUGAACUAAUAAGAAACUUGGAUCCAUCAUCGGGCAUCCAGCCAUGGCAAUUGGGAAACCUGGUGGGAAGCGAUAUGGCUCUGCCCAUUCCAAAGUUGAACAACGCCCUUGCAGGGAACUCUAGUUCGUACUUUCGUUGGCCAAACGCUACAGUGAUCUACGAAAUGAACGGCUCAUUCAAUAGCACAGAACUUCUUUUCAUCUACGGAGCGAUGCGAGAAUUCGAAAAGUACACAUGCGUACGCUUUAAGAAACGAACCACAGAAGAAGCCUACGUGUCUAUUGACAACUCGCAGUAUGGAUGCUGGGCCGAUGUUGGCCGAGGACGCGGCAAAACUCGGGUUCACCUGCAGCCGGGAUGUGCGAACUCGCUGACAACUCCCGUUCACGAGCUGAUGCAUUCUCUUGGGUUUCACCAUGAGCACAACCGACUUGAUCGGGACAACUACAUUGAAGUUAUCUACGAUCAUAUGAUUCCGGAUCCGUCGGUGUACUUCAACUUUCAGCUGGUCGAUGAGACUGAAACCACCAACUUCAGCGUUCCGUACGAUAUCGGGAGUAUAAUGCACUAUUUGAAUAAUUCGUUUUCGGUUAAACCGGAAAAACUGAUAACAUUGGAGCCGUUGGUUCGGUGGAAUAGUACCUUCGGACAAGGUCCAACUCUUACCAAGUACGAUGCACUAUUGAUAAAUAUUAUGUAUUGUGGAGCUCCGGAACCCACGGAGGCACUUCCCGUACCACAUGAAUGGAUUCCAGCAGAACCGCUGAAAAAACCUAAAACUUCGGUUCCAUUAACGACAACCUUGAGAUCGGUUCAAGUUAAAAAGACUACGGCUUACAUGAAGAUGUCCAAUGAGGCUAAACAACAGAUGGAAGAUAAUCUUAAGAAAAUCUUAAGCUUAAAACGGGGAUAACUGUCUAGAAAUGUGAAAAUAAACAACAUUUACUUAG